Messenger RNA from Ricinus communis (castor bean), 1489 nucleotides. Its product is annotated as cinnamoyl-CoA reductase 1. The record is from RefSeq and is a predicted model, not a curated record. The transcript has 5 exons. Gene Ontology annotation, molecular function: oxidoreductase activity, acting on the CH-OH group of donors, NAD or NADP as acceptor. NCBI's taxonomy places the organism in Eukaryota, Viridiplantae, Streptophyta, Magnoliopsida, Malpighiales, Euphorbiaceae. The coding region runs from base 138 to 1157 and encodes 339 amino acids.
ACGAUCACUUGCUCAACUCGUGCUCGGCCUUUCCGUUUUAACAAGACACCUGUCUUUCCUCUCUUCCCUCCCUUUCGACAACCAAACAAACAUACCUUAAAAAACAUAUUUCUAUUCUAUAUUAUCUGUAUUUCAACAUGCCGGCUGCUGACACCUCAUCACUUUCCGGCCAUGGCCAGACUGUCUGCGUCACCGGCGCUGGUGGUUUCAUUGCUUCUUGGAUUGUUAAACUUCUUCUUGAAAAAGGGUAUACUGUUAGAGGCACUGUCAGGAACCCAGAUGAUCCCAAGAAUGUCCAUUUGAGAGAACUUGAAGGUGCUAACGAAAGAUUAACUUUAUGUAGAGCUGAUCUUCUUGAUUUUCAAAGUCUUAGAGAUGCCAUUAUGGGAUGUGAUGGUGUUUUCCAUACUGCUUCUCCUGUUACUGAUGAUCCAGAACAAAUGGUGGAACCAGCCGUGAAUGGGACCAAAAAUGUGAUCAUUGCAGCCGCAGAGGCGAAAGUCCGGCGGGUUGUGUUCACAUCCUCAAUAGGUGCUGUUUACAUGGAUCCCAAUAGGGGCCCAGAUGUUGUUGUGGAUGAAUCUUGCUGGAGUGAUCUUGAGUUUUGCAAGAACACCAAGAACUGGUACUGCUACGGAAAGGCUGUGGCGGAGCAGGCGGCGUGGGAGGAGGCCAAGGAGAAAGGGUUGGACCUAGUGGUGGUAAACCCUGUUUUGGUGCUUGGACCACUGCUCCAACCCACUAUCAAUGCUAGCAUCAUUCACAUCCUCAAGUACUUAACUGGUUCUGCCAAGACCUAUGCCAAUUAUGUUCAAGCCUAUGUGCACGUCAAAGAUGUGGCACUUGCACACAUUCUCGUCUACGAGACACCCUCUGCCUCCGGGCGAUAUCUCUGCGCUGAGAGUGUCCUCCACCGUGGAGAGGUGGUGGAAAUUCUAGCCAAGUUCUUCCCAGAAUAUCCCAUUCCCACCAAGUGUUCAGAUGAGAAGAACCCAAGAGCAAAACCUUACAAGUUUUCAAACCAAAAGCUCAAGGAUCUUGGCUUGGAAUUUACACCAGUGAAGCAAUGCCUAUAUGAAACUGUUAGGAAUCUGCAGGAAAGAGGUCACCUCCCAAUCCCAAAGCAGGCAGAAGAUUCUGUUAGAAUUCAAGCUUAAGGUGCCUCUUUUGGUUGCAUAUAUACACAUAUCUAGCUACCAGUUGGUUAGGGAACAGGUCCAUGAUCCCCAAAUGGUAGCAGUUCUGCUUUAUAAUAGUACAAAUAGGAAGAAGAUUGGAACUAAAAAAAGAAAAGAAAAAGGGAUGCAAGUGUUAUAUCUAAACAAUAAAUAAUAAUUUAAAAAAAAAAAGAAGAAGAAAGAAGGAAUUUGCAAGUGUUUGUCUUUUGUAUUCAAACCAUGCUACAAAUGGUCACAUGUUUUUAGAUUUAUGCAUUCUAGUGAAAUGUUAUAAGACUAAUAUGUUAAUUUUAAGUUCUACAAUUUGUAUC